Selaginella moellendorffii is the source of this 1266-nucleotide messenger RNA. RefSeq names its product beta-carotene isomerase D27, chloroplastic. NCBI's taxonomy places the organism in Eukaryota, Viridiplantae, Streptophyta, Lycopodiopsida, Selaginellales, Selaginellaceae. The transcript is spliced from 9 exons. The coding region runs from base 242 to 904 and encodes 220 amino acids. The record is from RefSeq and is a predicted model, not a curated record.
GUUCUUGCGAUGUCGAAGAAAAACAACCUCGCCACGCGCGCCCGGCAGCACGAGUUUGAUCUCAAGAGGGAGAAAGAACAGCUUGACAAGCAGGCCAAGAGAAUUCCAAACCAAAACAAGAUGAAGAUCGAUUCGGUGAAGAUCAAGAAGAAAGUUAGCAAGAAGAAGAAGAAGAAGAGCGUAGUGAAGGCAGCGGGGGCUGCCAAAGGCAUGGAGAUAGAUUCUUGAUAGAGUAUGCUCCAUGGAAUCAGAUUCCGGAUUGAAAAGGACAAACAACGUAGGAAUAUUUUUGCGGAGGAAGAACCUGCGAGCCGGCAUGGCUGCUGGUGCUUCUUCCAUCGUGAAUGUUGGUUCGUUUAGUCUGGAAAUCAAGAGGGAUCUUUCUAGACAGUCGGGAAGAACAUCGAGAGCUUGUGGUGCUUUUACUCUUAAGUGCAGGGCCGCGGCAUCUGGAAGGCUUGAAGAAACAUGGAAGCCUGCUCCGAUGGGACAGAUCUCCUCUUACAACGAUUCCUGGCUUGACAAGCGGAUGAUACUCGUCUUCGUUGGAGCCAUGUCCAAAAUCUCUGGAAAAACCACCAGCCUUCCUGGGUUUGAUGGCUUUGUGGACGUAGCAAGGAAGAUGAUGCAAGGCCGGACUCCUGUGCAACAACACGAAAUGGUACUGCGAGUAUUAGAGUCUCUCAUGCCUUGGUGGAUCGGAGCUAUGAUUCGGACUAUCUUGCCGGCAUCUAGAGCUACAGCGGAGUUUUAUGCUCACGGCACUACACUGUUCACGAGUUGGUUGAUUGGACCAAGCGAGGUGAUCGAAGUCGAGGUUGAUGGAGUGAAGCAAAAAACUGGUGUUCACAUCCAGAAAUGCAGGCAUAGUGUUUGUUCUGUCUCCUUUUUCGUUUUUUAUUAAGAAUUUUUGCUUCUCGUCUUUCGCAUGUAGAGUUUUGGAGAGCUCGGCAUGCGUGGGCUUGUGUACCAACAUGUGCAAGGUUCCAUCCCAAAGAUUUUUUGCAAAAGAACUCGGUGUGCCCAUGACGAUGGUUCCCAACUUCGAAGACAUGAGCUGUGAUUUUAUCUACGGCCAGACUCCGCCGCCUUUAGAAGAGGAUCCAGCGUCUCGACAACCUUGCUAUUACGGAAUGUGCCCGACUGCAAAAGCUAAAGCGAACUCCUGUCCAAGGUUAUAGGUGAAACGCUUGCGUUUAAUGGUUAGAAAACGGAGUGUUAUCAGUUGUGACUAAGAAAUGGGAAGAAGUUUGGUUUUUUCACAAA